AUGGCUACUAUUAGAAGUAUCCUUGCUUUGGCUGCUAGCAAAGGAUGGACUUUAUAUCAAUUGGAUAUAAAUAAUGCCUUCUUGCAUGGGGAUCUCCAUGAAGAAGUAUACAUGCAUAUGCCUACUGGUAUUCCUAAUCCUCACAAGCUUGUUUGUAGGCUUAACAAAUCCCUUUAUGGCUUAAAACAAGCCAGCAGGCAAUGGUUUCAAAAGCUCAAUUCUGCUUUGCUCUCACAAGGCUUCCUUCAGUCUAAAAAUGACUAUUCUCUCUUUAUCAAGAAAGAAAGUGAUGAUAUCACCAUCCUUGCUGUCUAUGUGGAUGAUAUAAUCAUCACAGGCACCAACUUAGCUACUAUUGACUCUCUCAAAGCCUAUUUACAUAACACCUUCAGUAUAAAAGAUCUGGGAAAGUUGCAUUACUUCCUAGGUAUUGAAGUCCUCACCACUUCUGAUGGUUUUAUUCUCUCUCAACACAAAUUCACUAAAGAGCUUCUUCAAGAUAGUGGUUUAACCUUUCAGAAAAAGACCUCUACUCCUCUUCCUACACAUGUCAAGUUAUUAAUUGAUGAAGGAGAUUUGUAUCAUGAUCCAGCAGCUUAUAGAAGCUUAGUUGGUAAGCUUAACUUCUUAACUCAUACCAGACCUGACCUUGCUUUUGCUGUUCAAAGUCUAAGCCAAUUCAUGCAUUCUCCAGAAAUUGCUCACUAUCAAGCUCUUGUUCAUACCCUUCAUUAUGUCAAUUCUACUGCUGGUCAAGGAAUCCUUCUCAAAGCCUCUGAUAAGCUUACCCUUCAAGCCUAUAGUGAUUCAGAUUGGGCUGCCUGUCCCAAUACCAGAAAAUCUGUCACUGGUUAUGUCCUUCUCCUAGGGACUUCUCCAAUAAGUUGGAAAUCUAAAAAGCAAGGCACCACUUCUAAAUCUUCUUCAGAAGCUGAAUAUAGAGCCAUGGCUCAAGCUGCCUCAGAAGCUUGCUGGUUAGUCAGACUUCUUACAGAGUUAGGCAUCUCUAAUCUCACUCCUGUCACUCUACAUUGUGAUAAUAUGUCAGCCUUACACAUUGCUCGCAAUCCAGUCUUCCAUGAGUGUACCAAGCACAUAGAAGUGGACUGUCACUUUACCAGAGACAAGGUUCUAGAAGGCUUACUUCAACUUAGCUAUCUUCCUACACAUAAUCAAUUAGCUGAUGUUUUUACUAAGAUACUUCCUGUUGCUCAACAUAAAAACCUACUUUUCAAACUAGGUAUGGUUCCUACCUCUCCAUCCCCUAAUUUGAGGGGGGGUGUUGAAGUUACACAAGCAUGA
Molecule: messenger RNA, 1302 nt
Organism: Beta vulgaris subsp. vulgaris (sugar beet)
Lineage: Eukaryota; Viridiplantae; Streptophyta; Magnoliopsida; Caryophyllales; Amaranthaceae
Exons: 1
Coding region: 1-1302 (433 amino acids)
Source: RefSeq, a predicted model, not a curated record